AAAAAAUGGCGGCAGAGGAGCAAGAAGGUUUUGUUUUUGGUGGCUCUCCCUGGAAAGAUGUGGAGGGUCCUUCACUAUAUUCGUCCCUGAAUGUACCGAGCUAUGCCUCUGGAGAAGAUGUGCGUAGUGCAUACCGUCGAAUGUGCAUUACUUUCCAUCCAGACAAGCACAACAAUGCUCCAGACAAAGAGCAAGCUCGAGUGCUAUUUGAGAACAUCAAGCAGGCAUAUGAUGUUCUGUCAAACCCUGAGAAGAGAUUCGUCUAUGACACUCAUGGAUGGAGAGGCUUGAGAGCAGAGAAGUCGGUUGGCCAAUCUGGAAGCACGCCAUGCUGUACUGCGCUGGAGGUUGAGGAGUUGCGUUCUAGAUUCAAUAGACAAUUAUGUGAGGAAAGAAAUCGAAUCCAAUGCAGUCCAAGCUGCAAUGUGGCCAUGGCUGUGAAUGCCAAGCCUCUGCUUCUGCAGAGCAGCGACAAGAGGAAAGGGUCUCCGCCGUACUUCACCAUCCAGAAGUUAGCAAUGAGUCAAGCGUUUAAAUUCGGCCUCACUGCACGCGACACGUUACGCUGCCAGGUGGCGCUGCAGACGACCAAGACUGGCAAAACGUUUGGAAGUGUUGUAGGCACGUAUCGGCACGUGUUCAAAAGUGGAUCAUGUGUGCAGGGCAGUGUUGGACUGGGUAGCAUGCAUCAUGCAGAGCUGGAGUAUCACAUGCUCUUACCUGGCGACUUUCACUUCUCUGUGCACGGAACGCUGCGGCACGUUUACGGCGACUUCAACCGUAUGGCGUUCUCAAUAAUACCAACCGCCUCUGCUACUAUUGGCCGUCGUAUUGGCCCAUGUUCUGUGCAGAUGCGUUAUAGUUCUGAGGAUCCGCUCACGGAUAAGCCGGAGUGCUUGACCACCACGAUUUCUUGCAACUCAACUGCAGCGUCGUUUGAGUUGCGCAGCGGUGGACCGCCAGUGCUCAAACUACUCCAUCCUAUUCAGCUGGCGCCGUCGGCGGUCUUGGAGCCUAAGGCAUCACUCAGUGCAGAGAGUGUACGCUUGUCUUAUGCGUUGCGCUACGGUCUUAACGACCAUACGGAUAUCAGCUUGGGCGUGUAUGUUAAACUACCUGGAGCCGUUGGAUGCUUUCUGGCUGUGUCGUACCAGAACCAGGAUUUCGAAGUGCCCAUAGAGCUGGCUGACUCCCUUUCACCGACAGCACUAUUCUACGCACAUUUCUUGCCGCUUGUCACGGCCGGUAUCAUGCGUUACUGUGUUGUGAAGCCUCUCACUUAUCUCGUAUCGCGGGAACAGCGAGCAGAGGAUCGACAGCGGCAGCAAACCGCGACUAGUGUCAAGCGCAACGAAGCGGCAAUGUUUGUACGCCUGAUGGGUGCUACCUAUGACAAUUCCGUUGCGAGUGAGCAAGCUCGCGGUGGUCUCAUUGUACAGGAUGCUUGGUAUGGGGUCCUGGUCUCUCAUCGCUUACCUGGCUCAUCCACAGUCCGUGAUGCUGAUAUCGAAGUGGCUGAUGUGCAAGUAGCUACGCAGUGCCUCGUCAAGGACUCCAAACUUAUCAUUAAUUCCGAAUCCAAGUCCUCCUUGCCGGGAUUCUAUGAUCCAGCGCCGGGAUUGCGCAAGAGCCUACGUGUGCGCUAUGAGUUUCGCAGUCGAGUGCAUGAAGUAACGGUUGCUGAUAAUGAACCUCUGCAAGCGCCACGCCAGUCUCAUCUUGUACGCUAGAUGGUUUUGUUGAUGUAGCAGUGUCUAACGCUGCUGCUCUGAGGUUGAUCUAGUCACACUGUAUUUAUUGGCAAGAUACACCCACUGGUGAGUGACUGUGACUGUGACUGACUGUGUGUGCGUGUGUGUGUGUGUGUGUGUGUGUGUGUGUGUGUGUGUGUGUGUGUGUGUGUGUGUGUGUGUGUGCAGGCGUGCGUGCACGUAUGUAACAGGUUUGCGACAAUUGUCACAAAUGUUGCUUUUUUUCAUAUUUCGUGUUUAUGUUCUGGUCAUGCUGCAGGCUGGUACCUGUUGCAGGCUGGUACCUGUUGCUCAUUUUCCCCAACUUCAUGUAACUCUUCUUUUUCUGCCAGUUGCUGAUAUGAUCAUGGUCAUCCAUGCUGAGCUGCAACUUCUACGUCUGGCAUUUUCCAGAUGUUUUAUCAUGCUGUUUUAACCCAUCUAGCCUGCCUUCAGGACAAUACAUGCGAGAGCAAAACAGUAAUACCUAUUGAGUAUCGAUUCACCCUAUGUUGCAGUACUACUCUAUGGGAUCUUUUAUUUUGAUUGUGUUGCUGUUGCUAUCGUCACUCCGUAACAGUUGAGCUGCAACACCGAUGUGAUGAGGAUACGGUCGAUACCGCUAGUACUAUUAUUCGGCUACUGUGUUAGCACUACAUGAUUAACACCGCAUUGGUAUUACAAUUCCCAAUCAUCAAA
Molecule: messenger RNA, 2429 nt
Organism: Sycon ciliatum
Lineage: Eukaryota; Metazoa; Porifera; Calcarea; Leucosolenida; Sycettidae
Product: dnaJ homolog subfamily C member 11-like
Exons: 2
Coding region: 6-1730 (574 amino acids)
Biological process (GO): cristae formation
Source: RefSeq, a predicted model, not a curated record